Messenger RNA from Amphimedon queenslandica, 2185 nucleotides. RefSeq lists its product as uncharacterized. The transcript is spliced from 7 exons. The record is from RefSeq and is a predicted model, not a curated record. Gene Ontology annotation, molecular function: cell-cell adhesion mediator activity. Gene Ontology annotation, cellular component: plasma membrane; axon. The annotation marks the transcript as partial. Gene Ontology annotation, biological process: dendrite self-avoidance; axon guidance; homophilic cell-cell adhesion. NCBI's taxonomy places the organism in Eukaryota, Metazoa, Porifera, Demospongiae, Haplosclerida, Niphatidae.
AUGCCCUUGCUGUUUCUUUUAUCAUUGGUACUUCAUGUAUCAUGUCAAGAGUUUAGUUCAUUUACUCCUUGUCCAACAUCUGUACCAGAUCCUUCAGUUAUUGUUGAGUAUGAUGCUACUGGACAUUUAGUAGAUGGAGAACUAGCAGAAGGACAGUUUCUUGAUAUUAUUUGUAUAGCUGACAUCAGUCAAUAUAUUGAUACUAGUGUUAGUGUUACUAUGAGUUGGAGGAGAAAUAACACUGUACUGACCAAUGGAAGUGAUUUUACUAUUAGUCCUCCAGUUAUGACUAAUAAUCAGUACACUGGAGUAUUACAUAUUAAUAGUUUAAGAGAUGAGCUUGAUAAUGGUGCUAGUUAUAAUUGUUCAGUUAGUGUGACUCCUAAUACUCCUAUCAUAAUAGCAGGGAAUGAUAAUAGCAGUGCAGUUACAUUAACUGUAGCAAGGUUUGACAUCAAUCAUGUUGAUAUUAGUAUCAACAUUCCUUUUGUUCCUGUUGCUGGUGAUGUAUUCAAUUUAUCUUGUGUCAUAGUUGCACCUCCUAAUUUUGUUGAGAAUCUUACUAGUGUCAGAUGGACUUAUGAUUUAGAAGCAUCUCAAGAUGUGACUAGUGAAAACAAUGAUGUUACACUAGUACCUGUUGAUAGAGAUAGAAAUAUAUUCACCAGUGUACUUACACUUGAUCCAGUGAAGACAACUGAUGCUAGACAAUAUUACUGUCAAGCAACAAUUGCUGUUUUUGGUAUUGUAGAUCGAACAAACAGAGAUUUAACUGUUCAAGUACCUCCUCCCAGUGUAUCAAUAGUUGCUGAUCCUCCAACUGGUCCAAUAUAUGAGAGUACAGGUUACUUCCUAACCUGUACAGCUACAGUAAACACUACAAUCGUGAAUACACCAGUAACUGCUAGUGUAGUAUGGACUGAUCCUAGUGGUAAUGUAAUAGCAACUAAUGAAGCAAGACGUCAAGUGAUACCUCCAACUGGUAACAGUCUUGUAAGCAUGCUAUUGUUUCUACCUAUUGAUACUGGUCUUAAUAAUGAUGGAGGAACAUAUACCUGUCAAAUGACCAUCAAUUCUGGUAACUCAUUAAUAGCAUCAAGUCAACCUACUGAUACUACCCUUGAUGUUACUGUUGAAAGUCUUCCUCCAUUGACAGUAAAUUUCUCAUCAGUUGGUUCAGUUGAAGUUGGUCUGAGUCUAACUAUAACAUGUACCCUAACAACAGUUGAGAGAUUAGUAGUAACACCAAUGGUUACUUUCAUCAAAAUGAAUGAUACAGAUAUGGAAAUGCUCUCUAACUUAAAUAGACCAUACAGUAUCACAACAGAUGAUACUAGUUCAGUUACUAACUAUACUCUAAUACUGAAUCCAGUGAGGUUUGAAGAUGCUGGAAUGUAUACAUGUAUGGCUGAGUUUAAUGUAACUGGUUCUAAUGAUACCAAUGAUCCUAGCACUGCUACUUAUGAUUAUCAAGAGGAUAGUGAUGCCUUUAAUUUGAUUGUUGACUUUCCACCAAUGAUUGUUACUAUAUCAAAGGAGCGUAAUAAUAUAUUAUAUGCAGGAACACCUUUCUUCAUUAAAUGUGACAUAAUGUUAGAUCCAUUAGUUACUAUACCAGUAAGUGUAACUAAUCUAUGGACACGUGAUGGUACUAAUGUUCCUAUGGGUUCAUCUGAUGCUACUAUUACUGUGGAUCUCAAUAUGAUUGAUACAUUACAUUAUAAUGCAACAUUAAUGUUCUAUCCAUUGGAUAAUGCUGAUGAUAGUGGAAUGUAUACUUGUAAUGUUGAAGUGACUGCUCCUAAUAGCUACACAUAUCUCAGGAAUACAACAACUAGUGCUAAUACUUUUAUUACAGUUUUUGCUACUCCAGGGCCAGUAGUAGAGAUAGUAACUAUGGGUAUUGCUGAACCUGGUGAAGAAUACAUGUUAAAUUGUACAGUGACAGUUGUUGAUAGACUCAUAGUCUCACCAGUGAUUACAUGGACUAAGAGAUCAGUUAACAAUGUUAUUAGUGUACCUCCAGUUCUUAUGACUGUAUCUAAUGCAAUGAGUUCUCUUUAUUUGAGAUUCUCUUCUCUCAAUACUUCUGAUGCUGGUCUGUAUACUUGUGAAGCAUCCAUUAAUGUUAGUCAAAUAUCUAUGGUAGCAAGGAAUGAUGACACAUCAAACUUACCAUUCGAAA